CGCGCGAUUCCUUUGUAUACAAGAUUCAUGCGUCAGCCAAUUUUUAAAACAAAGAAGCAGAAUUUUGCAACUUGAUCAGAACCAAAGACAUAUAAAGUAACAUUUUUAUAUAUCAAGUGAAUGGAAUAGGAUCCUAUAAGUUUCCUUUUUUUUUGACGCGAUUUAAACUUGAGAUUUCAUAGUGAAACGAAUUGACAAGGCUUUCAAAGGACCUGAAAGAAGCCAAAAAUCUCUCCAAAGAAUCGUUGUCUUUUUUAUUAAGAGGAAGGAAAAAAUGAUCAGUGGACUCGCAAGACAUGUGCUUCACGAAUGCUUAUGGACGGUUGACACCAACGGACAAAGACAGGGAAGGGAAGCAUUUUUCUUCUGACUCUUUCUUCAGAGAAUUUGGGCCACAAAGAUUGAAAUCUAAAUGGAAGAUUAUAUGCUUGUAUGAAUUACCUGCUCGUUUACGUCAAAGAACAUCUAUGUGCGUCCUCCGUAAGCGUUCAAUUCCACAAGCGUUCGAUUGUUUUACUUACUAUGGCUCUUCUCUACUUUGUUCAGUUUGGCUUCUAUGUUUUCAUACUUUGUUGAUAAGUUCGUCGCUAUGUUAUUACUAAGUCUGUCGUUUACCCUUAACGCCUCUCACUUCAUCAUAACAAAAAAGCGAGCAAAACAGCAUAAGCGCUCAUUUGUAUACAUAUACACUUCAAUUUAUAAUGUUUUUCUUUGUUUUUGCUGGAUUUGCUCUUGUAGCGCUCGUAGUAACUAUUGUUACGAUGAUUCAUAGCUAUUUCCUAAAACGUCGACAAAAAGCUGCUGGGCAAGCCAAACCCACUCCACGUGGUAGAGCCACCGAAACUGGCAAUAUGCCGAAUCGUUCGCCGGGUUCUCCAUUACAGACAGAUACUGUCCCUGGGUUUCCUGCUCCGCCUUCUGUACAUUAUUAUGCCACAUACCGCCAUCCACAGACCAGGACAACGACAACCGUUACUGAAGACCAACCUGAUGAAGUUCCUCCUCCAUACACAGCGGCUAUCCGAGAGAAUGUUUCGGAGACGUCGGAUCAUACGCAGAGUCCAAGAGGACAAGAAGAAACCACUAGCAGAAAUAGGCACGAAAGACCUCGGUCUCCUCCUCCAGUUUAUUUGCCCCCAGAGGAAAUGGUUUAAACCGCUUCAACGAUGAAUUUUCCUGAAUCUUUACCUUUAUUCGAUUACUGGUACGGGUAUUAUAUGUACGAAGUCUUUACGUUGUUUCUAUAUGAACUGUUAAUUUAUUUAAUUAUUUUACACCAGCAACUCUAGCUCUACAAUCUUCGAUUAAUAGUAUGAACUCGAGCUAGAGUUGUUUGUUCCUUUUUAUGACAGAGUUACAGACGAUUCUUAAUGAUAUGAAUAUUUUGCGGG
This is a messenger RNA of Schizosaccharomyces cryophilus OY26, 1391 nucleotides long. RefSeq lists its product as uncharacterized. The record is from RefSeq and is a predicted model, not a curated record. The transcript has a single exon. NCBI's taxonomy places the organism in Eukaryota, Fungi, Ascomycota, Schizosaccharomycetes, Schizosaccharomycetales, Schizosaccharomycetaceae. Bases 702 to 1154 code for a protein of 150 amino acids.